This is a messenger RNA of Symbiodinium sp. CCMP2592, 2643 nucleotides long. The record is from the annotation of a GenBank genome assembly. NCBI's taxonomy places the organism in Eukaryota, Dinophyceae, Suessiales, Symbiodiniaceae.
AUGCGCGUGGACUGGGCGAAGUGCACCGACUACCGUUGGGGCCGCCAGGGCCGAAUGUACCAGUUGCACCUCCCUGGGCCCAAGCUCUCUGCUUCUACUUUCGAGCUCCGGGGCUACACGCUCAGCAAGGAGCUGGCUUCAGGCGUGAAAGCCUGGCCUUGCUUUACAACGCCAGCCCCUACAGAUGAAGGCCGUCCGGCCCCGAAAUCAGCCAGGUCACGCAUCGACAGUGGCACUCGCCAACGAUGGAUCGAAGCCCACAGGGCUUUUGCUCCAUGGCAUUUUCAGGAGUUUGCCAUGGUCAAGGGGCCCGAUGGUGCUCUGGAGACGGUGCCCAUCCACCUCAAGGAGCAGGCACACUUGCUGCCUCCCGAUUACACCUCGGCAGCUCCUACUCUCCGAGACCAGCGUCGCUUGUUGAGCAACAGCUGGCACCGCGGUGUCGCUUCCUUCCUUUUGAAGAUCGUCCUUCAGUUCGGCGCUCACCCGAUAGCACAGGUAGCUCCCGAAGGAGAGCUGAUCAGCGCCAGCCGGACAAAAGAUUUUCAUUGCAUUCUCCGGGCAGCGCGUGAGCAGCCUUUGCCCAUGACGCGCAUGCGAGCGCCAGUGGGAGUAGAGAUGCACCCUCCUAAGGACAUGUGGGAGCAUUGGGUCGGCAGUGCUCAUGUUGUACCUGCUGCCCUUCUUCCCCCUUCUGUGGAGCCUGCCAUUGAAAUGACAUUGCAGCGCGCUGCUCAGGUGGGCCCACAUCUUCGAGAUCACCGCGAGGCCGUGUUGGCCGGGCUCCGGGACUUAGUGGCCGAACUCCGUGCAGAGACAGAUGCUUGGUACAACGCCGUGCCGGCACACGUCAGGUCAGCCCUUCACCCUCCAGGCAAGCCGCGGUUUCAGGUGCUGGCCUUUGUUCGGUUGCUCCAGGACUGUGGCUAUGAGCACGCCUCUGAGAUUGCUGAGUCUCUGGCUGUGGGGCUUCCCCUGCUCGGGAAGAUGCCUCCUUCUCCAGGGUGGCGGCCUCGCACUGACGACACAUACAGGUUUCCGAUCAGUCUGCCGGCAUUCGCCAAAGUGAACCGCGAGUACAUUGAGCACUGCCUGAAGAAGCCGCGUGUGGACCCCGAGUGGCGCGCUUUGCUGGCUGAGGUGUCUAUCAGUGCCGCACCCAUUGAAGGUCCGUUUGAGGGCCCUCCAGAUUGGCCGCGCAAGACGGUCGAUGCUGCUUCUGUGGGUUUGUCCAAGCAGCCUCUUCCUGCAGGGCCAGUUUUCGCUGCUCGCGCUUUUAGUGUGUGCCAGACAGGUGCGGACGGAUCUCGGAAGGUCCGUCGUUGUGAGGACUAUCGCAGGUCGCACCACAACAGCACCAUUGAAGCUCACGACCGUCCCGAACAUGACGACAUCGAGGUGUACAUUCAGGUGCUUAGAUUGGCGAAGAAGCUGGGCUUGCAGCCUGAGAUCUGGUGCCACGACCUGGCUGACGCCUAUAGGGCUUACCCAAUUCGUGACCCCGCUGAGGCAUACAUGUUGUUGAACACAUUGUCAGGACCUACCUUAUGGCGGCACCGAGUGCUGCCUUUUGGUAGCUCGGCCUCCGUUUGGCAUUUCGGGAGGCUGACUGACGCCAUGUGCCGGUUGGUGCGUACACUUCUGCACAUAUGUGUUUUGCAUUACGUGGAUGACCUGGGAGGAAUACAGGACUCCAGUGACGCAGCCUCUGCAUUUAGUGCCUUUUCCGAGUUUUGCGACAUUUUGGGUUAUCGCCUUAAGAAGUCUAAAGCUCAACCUCCCGAUACCGUUCAGAAGUUGCUCGGGGUGAUACUGGAGAUCACCGCUGAAGGGAUUUGCGUGCGAGCUGAUCCCAAACGCAUCGAGAAGCUUUCGGCACAGAUCCAGCAGGUUUUGCGCGAUGAUGUCCUGGAGCCGGUGGUGGCAGCCAAGCUUGUUGGUAAGCUUGGUUUCAUCCAGAGUACCGCUUUCGGUCGAGCCGGCAGCGCUGCCCUCAGACCGAUUCAUGCACGGGCGAACUCUACGCGCACAGGUUCCGUUGAGCUGAACGUUGGUCUCAGAGGAGCUUUGAGAGCCGUUGUGUACACUGACGCGUUCUUCGAGUUGGGCGAACGCACGUGGAAGGCUGGCGAUCCUGACAUCCCCACGAAUGUUUCCUUCAGUAGCUUCGUGACCUACGGCCACGGCUCUGUCUCCAGCGGCCUGUUGCAACGGUUUUGCAGCCGCCGUGCUUUUAUUUCUUUUCUCGAGAUUUACGCCCAGAUCAUCGCCUUUUGCGCACACGUGGAUGCGCUUCCUGCCUUUUGGAUUGCUUACGUAGACAAUCAGCCAGGCAUGGUGGCUCUGCAGAAAGGUUUCGGUCGAGACGAACAGAUCAAUGCGGUCUUGACUGGCUUUUGGACUUUGGCCACUCAGGCGCGCUGGGUGCCCGAGUUCCGAUGGGUUCCAUCGGCUCUGAACAUUGCAGAUCCCAUAUCCAGAGCGGACUACACUGUUGUGCAGCCGUCGUGGCGGAGGCUGGUCAGCGAUGGCCGGGCCCUGGAAGCCAUUCUGCUGCAGCUUGACCAGCACAACACCUCUCAGUUCCCGGCGCUGGUGCGGAAUUUGGAUUGGCGCUGGGAUCCACCGUUUGGUGGGGUGUAG